This is a messenger RNA of Pomacea canaliculata, 5564 nucleotides long. RefSeq lists its product as uncharacterized. Lineage: Eukaryota; Metazoa; Mollusca; Gastropoda; Architaenioglossa; Ampullariidae. The record is from RefSeq and is a predicted model, not a curated record. The transcript has 2 exons. Gene Ontology annotation, molecular function: ubiquitin protein ligase activity. Gene Ontology annotation, biological process: protein polyubiquitination; proteasome-mediated ubiquitin-dependent protein catabolic process. The coding region runs from base 2338 to 3552 and encodes 404 amino acids.
GGGGUCUGGUAGGGGUCUGGUAGGGGUCUGGUACGUCUACAAGAGACUACACGAAGCAGGUGUAUCAGAGUGUAUCAGCUGGCUGGGAAUGCCUAUCUAAACGGAGUAGUUUAGCACCCUGCUAGUGUAACCGAGGUGCACGCGUCCAAGUUUCAGCAAUAGACAGCUACCAUGACAUCUGUAAACGGCCGCUAAUUUUUCUGUCAGAUCUUUAGCUCACAGAAAGUUGAAAUGUGCAUCUCAGUUAGAGGCAAAACUUAGUUUUCAGCUAGCUAGCUUCCAGCUAAGCUUCUAGCGGUAAGACAGACGCCAACUUAGCGGCUUCCGUGCACCUGGCCCCAGAACAUCAUCGACAUGUCGUUUACCUGUACAUGUCACAGUGCACCUGCACGUCAUAUAACCACCUGAUGAAGUUUAUGGUUGUUCUUGAUCUUUCAGUGACUGGUCUGUCUGUCUGUCUGUGUGUCUCUGUGUCUGUCUGCCUGCCUGCCUGCCUGUCUGUCUGUCUGAGAUGAAAGAUGAUUUCAGGGUGCGAUGACAGUGACCUAGAUGAAGUUAUAAUCCUGAAUACAGACAGGUCAUGUUUAUUUAAACAAAAGAUAUCGCGAGAUAACAGCUUGUAGUUCCUGUUACAGACUUGGAAGAGGGUGGGUGGGUUUUUGUAAUAAUUAGCAGAUAUGUCUGUACAUGCAUUGUGAGUUCGUUCCCUUACUACCCGCUUACUACCUCUCUCGCUUGCUCUCUCUUAGGUUUGGGGCAAAGAAUUAUCAGGUUUGGGUAGUUUUGCUCUCCGAUUUGCUGCGGUCCGUCAUCUUAGUAUUUUUUUUUUUCUUCUUUUUUAUUCUCUUUCCGGACUUCAAUCUCGCUGCUUCUCAUUACCUGAUGCUAUUGCAGCGUUUAAUUACCAGUUUAACUCCUCACAGAAGAUUAGUUUCUCGCUAUCCUUCGUUCUAAGUAGUUCAACUGGCGGUGCCUGUGAUUACGUCCCCUUUACAUGGUCCCCUAAACGCGGUUAUCUUCCCGCAGUCCUGUAAAAGACGGUUCGUCGGGGCUGUUUAACGAUUCUUUCCCAUUGACUUUUGUAUAAAGUUGGUUUCAAGCUGAAGACUUCUUUUUUUAUCUUCUCGGCUUCAGAAGACUCUGUCAUUCGCUUUGGUGGGCGUGAAUACCAUGGCACUGACACUGACACUUGACACUGGAGACUUGAUGAACUCAGCACAAGGACAUGGCAGUCUUGUGACAGUGUAAUCAGACCCGACACAGUCCCUGCUAGUACCUAGACAGCACUGAACAAAAAUCUUACAGUCAGAAUUUGUAACUGAUAUGUCGACUUCUGUCACUACUGAUCUCAUGUUUGUGUGGCCGUACAUUAACGGCUGAGUAAAUAUUUCUGAAAAUGUGUAUUCAGCUAUGAACUUUGACCCAAUGUCACGUGAUAGCAAGAAACAAAUAGUACUAAACAAACCUAUUACUUAAUUAUAAACAAUGGAAGCAACAGAAACUCCAUAAAAAAGAACAUUGCCGACCGCCUAUCAUCAAAUCUCCUACAAAUGGCGGAAAUGCUGUCUGUGACCGUUAUGCUACCCAUAAUUCACUUUGUACUUUAGCUGGCUUCUUUUAACCUCAGCUCUUUCAGUGGCGUUCUGAAAAAAAUAUAUUUUUAGUCUUAAAUAUAGGCUGUGCCUUCCCCAUUGAACACAUUAAUUUGCACUCAAAGCAGACCUUACGGGAUCUUUUGAGGGUAAGAGUUUGUUUGGGGGACUUUUUUGUUUUUGUUAUUUUAUGUUUAUGUUUUGUUUUUGGUUUUUUUGUUUUUGUUUUUAUGGAUACAGCUUCUGUUUUGGUUGAUUGAAUGGUUGGUUGACUGGUUAUUUCUACUUCUUUCUGUGUACUCUUUUUUCUGAUUAGUUGUUUCUUUCAAGGUGGAUAAUAUUAAAGCUGAUGUACGGCAGCCGUGGGUAUUGUUGCUUCAUUUUCCUCUGAAACUAUAUUAUCACUGGUCGAUGUGUAGCAGGCAUCUCCACGUCCUUUGUUUCGUGACUGCGCAUGGUGCUACGGGUUAGGUUGAGCUUCCAUGGGUGAAAUCAAUGCACCAGACAGUGGUAUUCAGUAGAUUGUCUCUGGCAGUCCUGCUUGUGUAGGCUCACUGCACUUAAUUGUGCUCCGGCACUCGCUAAUGGCGUCACGUGGGUGCCGAGACUCACAUGGACAGUUCACGUGCCACCCACCGCACGCGCUGCUUGGGCCACAGCCGCCAGGUAGACCACAGGUGUUGUCCUGAGUACGUGAGUGUGGCUACCUGCCUCGUCCACUGGUACCUCAUCUUGGCUAUGACUGAUGGCAAUGGCUGCGCCCAAGAGUUCAAGAGAUGAGGACCUCAACAUGCAGUCCGACAGUGCCGACACCCUGGGUACAGCAAGACUCGACCUGCCCAGUCUCCGGCGCAGAAGCUACACACCCCGGGACGACGUGGCCGACCUUGCCUCGCUCUCGUCUGUGGAGUUGUCAGAGGCGUUGAGCGAGCUGGAAACCGAUGAGCAGAUUCGAGAGUUGGGCGAGGUGUUAGCGCCUGCUCUGGUAGGCACGUUCUCCGCCAAGCUCGACGGCGACAGCAGCACGCCCAUGCUCUACGACGUCACACUGACGUCAUCUGGAAACUACGCCAUCGUGACGGACUGCUGGAACCAUUGCGUCAAGGCUUUUGACCUGCGGGCGCAGGGUUGCCCGUGCCGGAGCGUGUACCCGAUGAAGGAACUGUAUCCGCUGUGCAUCACUAGCCUCAGCCACCCGGAGAGGGUGGCCCUGACCUUGCAUCAUGAGGCCAGAAUCGUCGUUCUGGCUAUCGCGGACGAGGAUGAGGAGGUGGAGGCUAGCGACGCAAGAUCACACAAGAACAUGCUGUCGUUUCACUCGGAGAUCGCGACCAAGGGAGAGUACCGCGGCAUCGCCCGCCUGUCCCCCUGCCACGGACCUGCAGCAGACGCACCAGGGACAGCAGCUGCAGCUGAUCCCUCCUCAGAACGCCUCGCCGUGACGGCGCCCAAGGAAAUUCACAUCCUGUCUCUGAACGGAAGCAUCUUGCAGGUGGUUGUUCCCUCACUGUGCGGUCUCCCGUUGCUAAGCGAUGCCAUCUACGUUACAGCGACCCCUAGAGGCGACGUGGUGGUUAGCGACGUGGGCACGAAGCGCGUCGUCUGCGUCGACCGGUCGGGCCGCCUGCGCUGGUUUCAACCUUUCAUCGAAAUAUCGCAUGACGAUGACCUCGACAACGAAGACGAAGACGAGCACAACAGCAGCUGUCCCAACGGCACCCACGCCCACGCGGACUUUAAAGGCAUCCAGUGGCCGCUGGGGGUCGCCACUGACGAGGCUGGUCGCAUCCUGGUGUGCGACUUGGAACUGCACAGCGUGGUGCUGCUCUCCCCAGGGGGCGCAGCCAGCCGCCUGUUCUUGACUGAAACGGAAUCGCUGGAAUACCCACGUGGCCUGCACGUGGCCAACGGCCGCCUGUGUCUCACGCAAGAUCACUGCAUCAAGGUCUUCUCGUACUAACUACACGUUGCAUAGCAACAGUUGCUAACGCUGUGAGUAUGGAUAACAGUUCUGGAACACUGGUCCCACCCGUCAUAUACCAGGACAACAAGCUUCGGACAAGCUUCCAUUAUUAGCUCAUUAAAUUUUUAUGUUAAUUUUGUUGCACUUAAAUGCAGUCCCUCGAGCAAAGAAUUUUUUUUAAAAACUUCUUAAAAUGAAGGACCAUGUGUUAGCUUCCUGUGGUCAGGAGCUCAAAAUGCCGCCAGGACACUAACUAAAAAGCCUAGCAGUCAGUUAACUUAUAACCAUCAUGGCUAACUUCCUGUUAGCUAUCCAGCUAGCGCCUAAACAUUACUAUGCAUCUAGUCUUUGAAUAACAUUCUACUGCUUUCACACUGCAAUGAAAAUAAAUCUUGUUGCUUUCCCGAGGACAUAACCUACUAAGCAAAAAUUCUUUCGACAUCUUGCUAUAAAAAAAUGCGCUGCUUGAAUAUUUGGAUGGAGUUUGAUGGUCGUUUUCAACUGUUUACUGGACUGUCUGCCAUCUUGGCUAAAGAAGCCAGACCAUCAGCAAUAAUGUUAGCAUCUUAACAUCUCAAUUUCAUCUCCUCGUUGAGGACACUGCUGUGAGAACUAAGAGGUCACAGUGACAGUGACCUGUAUACACUCGGUAACACUGAGAAAAGUGUUUGUGAACAACGAGGUUGGCAGCAGAUAAAUAAUAAUGACAGGCAACAACCACGAGGAGCAUUAAUUAGACAUUCUUGUCGGUAAACGAGGACAGUAUUUAUCAUCCUGGUAGAUGUUAAAAUGUUUAAAAAAAGAUAAAAAGAUAAAAAAGAAAUGGAGUUUUUCUUUUUAACCACGGUGGUCACAGUGGCAAGUUUGUCGGUUGUUUCAGUAAAUGUCCAGUAAACUUUAACUGCAAAAUUAGUUUCACAAUUUUUGUCCAUGUGUCUCUCUUACUCGCUUAGCAAUGUCUUUUACAGUGAUGCCAUGACAUAGGUUUGAAAAGAAACAAAAAUUAAUGGUACGAGAUGCUGUGUAAGUAAGCUGCUUCAUUUAAUAAUCUUUAUUUAUUUCUUCUACCACUUUCAUUUUCUCUCGCUGUGAUCCUGUCAUUACAUGUUACCAACUCUUUUUUGUUGUUGUUUCAUGAUUUCCCAUCCCAGGUUGACUAGAACUAUUCCUCUUUACAAAACACUUUCUUGUUGUCAAGAGGAAUUGUUCAGAAGAUCGGAGUGUGGAGGUUUUCCUGUGUUUUCAUGCCGCAAUUGUCGUGGUUGUCGCUAGGCAUUAACACCCGAUUACUACCCUCGUCACUUCCUCAGCCCUCAUUCAGGUAUGGCCUUUCUGUGAGUCUGCCGCCGAGCAUUGUGCUGUUGGUAUUCAAAUAUCCUAGACAGUAGGGGUUCUGGGCAGCUGCUGUUCUGGAGGCACUCCCCGGCAAAGCACACCUGCAACACGAUUGUGAAUCUUCUUCUAUCAAACUCUGUAUUCCCUAGCGGGCUUUUACAUGCACUAGCUUAUGGCUUUAGGUCUUCCACAAACAAUGAUUAAAGCUCUACUGUACACCCUGCAAAGACCUAUGUUUGUUCUUUAGUCUCAUUGUUUUGAUAUAUUCAGAAUCAUAUGAUUUAUUAAAUGACCGAGCGCUGAAGACUUCACUGCCAAAAGACCCGAACUGAUGUGGUACAGACACAGGGAUCACCAGGAGCUACAAAGAUAACAGAGGACAAUAGAGAGAGAGAAGAAGGGGAGAUGAAACUAAAGAUGAGAAGACAACUUCCAAAAGUGGACAAUCAUUCACCUGAUCUCUAAGAAUGGCAAAGAAACUGGGAAAGGUACGGAAACAAUGUAAAAUCGGAGAGACAGAUCAUGUUGAGGAGGAUCAUCAUGUGAUGUAACUAUUAUUAAACCUGUUCGGUGAUCGAGUCUCUUCACUUGCUACUGUUUCUUGUUUGCAUGCUCUUAACAACUUACAAGUUACAUAAUGUUCUGUAGAAUAAGAAAAUAAAGUGUAAAUAACC